UUGACGGUGUCUAAUUUUAUAUGAUGUCGUUAACCCCCUUUUCCGUUAUGUUUUUAUUUCCUCAUUCAACACCCCGACUAGCUGGUGGCGGUAAUGCGCCAUUAACAUCGGAUGCCAACCGCCUUUAAAUCCCAUUGAAGGGGAAGUUUUAUUUUUCAACUACUAUGUUUGCCCACAAGAAGGCAGAGAACAGCGACAUCGAUCAUGAAACGUCAUCAUUAUGAGACCGACCAUCGUAUGUUAUUUUUUACCUUUUUUCGACCAUCAUAUGUCGUCCAUUCAAGUUGUGUUCACUACUUGUAUUUUGAUGAUUAUCCAUUAUUUGCCUGCUAAUUCUGCACAAUAGUAAUAUAGAAGCAUAUUAAACAGUAGUUGGAACGUGUCUGAAAGCAGAGUUUUACGUUGUCAUGGCGACUCCAGGGGGACAGGGGGGAGGGGCGUUGUCUACAAGAGGAGGAGCUAGGAGGAUGAAAUGGGCUUUGGAGCUGACAUUGGGCAAUGCCAGGGGUCGUUGUGACAGACAGAGUAACCAGGGAGUUGUGAUGUAUCCAAUUGGCUAUUCAGACAAACCAGUCCCAGACACCAGCAUCCAGGAAUCAGACAAAAACCUGGUGGAGAAGCGUUGCUGGGACGUAGCUCUGGGGCCUCUGAAGCAGAUUCCUAUGAAUCUAUUCAUUAUGUACAUGUCUGGUAACACCAUAUCCAUCUUCCCCAUCAUGAUGGUCUGUAUGAUGGCCUGGAGGCCCAUCCAGGCUCUCAUGUCCAUGUCUGCCAGUGAUGUCUCCUCCUUCUCUCUAAACAUUACAUCUUUGUUGCUAGACAGGAAGUUAAGUGAUGUGUGUAAUAAACUGUUCCUUCUCCCUUAAUCUGACCUGACUUGACCUCGGGCCCCAUUCCUCACCAAACCACAUCUCUCCACCCUUACCAGUGACCUCAACCAUGUGAUUGCCUUUUCCCUCACUUAGUAACUCUCCAAGCCCAUGUCUCGUAUCCACCCUUAAUUGACCCCACCAUAUACAUUCCUCCUAUGUAUAACCAUUAACUUCUGGUGUAGCAAGUAUUUCAAAUAAUAACGCAACAACUGAAACCAGAGUGUAGCCCUUCUCCACUCCAUAGGGUUCCUAAUAUCUAACAAUAACAUGUUCUGUUAGAAUGUAAGCUCUCUGCAUUCUACUCUCUCCCUUAGUGACAUGAAUAAGUAUAUUUCAAGUUUAGAAGUCAGUACCCAUCAGUCCCCCCUUUUGAAUAAUAACGCCGUACUGUUCAACAUUAUAUACACUUGGAAAUUACUUAUAAAUGAACAAAAAAUAAAACAUUAACAACACAGUUGAUUAUUAGGUUUACACCUCUGAGACUCGUGGUCUCUGAUAUGUAACUACACUAUGCAUACUUUUAUGUUCAUAUUUCGUUGGACAACUGAUAAUGACAUUUCAGCUGGAGCUUUUGACUUUCUUCAUGUCCUCCUUCUGGUUCCUAAGAGAGUGACAGCACAAGACUUGAAAGCAAAAAGAAACACAAAACAUAACAAGUAUUAAUAAUAUGGUAUGCAUAAACUUAUAUAAACUCAGCAAAAAAUGAAACGUCCUCUCACUGUCAACUGUGUUUAUUUUCAGCAAAAUUAAUUAUGUGUAAAUAUUUGUAUGAACAUAAGAUUCAACAACUGAGACAUAAACUGAACAAGUUCCACAGACAUGUGACUAACAGAAAUUGAAUAAUUUGUCCCUGAAC
Messenger RNA from Oncorhynchus keta (chum salmon), 1728 nucleotides. Its product is annotated as ER membrane protein complex subunit 4-like. Gene Ontology annotation, cellular component: EMC complex. The transcript is spliced from 5 exons. The record is from RefSeq and is a predicted model, not a curated record. NCBI's taxonomy places the organism in Eukaryota, Metazoa, Chordata, Actinopteri, Salmoniformes, Salmonidae. Gene Ontology annotation, biological process: protein folding in endoplasmic reticulum. The coding region runs from base 408 to 866 and encodes 152 amino acids.